This is a messenger RNA of Lathyrus sativus (Indian pea), 2505 nucleotides long. Lineage: Eukaryota; Viridiplantae; Streptophyta; Magnoliopsida; Fabales; Fabaceae. The record is from the annotation of a GenBank genome assembly.
AUGAUGAAGAGGAGUAGAGGAGAAGAGAUUGAAACUCUCAGAAAAGUUUCCCGAAAAUGUUAUUUAGAAAAGCGAGAAGAAAAGAAAUUACAACAACUCAGAGAUGACAUAUUCGAUGAACAAUAUCUAUUCGAAGGUGUCAAGCUUUCCGAAUAUGAACAUCGUGACUUUGAGCACAAGAAGUAUAUUUAUGAAGUAAUUGCAAACAAGGUAGGGUUAGAUGCUGCCGGUAAGGAUGAAUAUAGAUUGCCGGAACCAUACGAUGAUCUCCACCAAAUUGGAAUUAAUCAAGAAAAGAGGUUUUCUGUGGCUAUGCAACGUUACACUGAUCCAAAUUCUGAGAAACAAGUUCCUUGGGAAGAAAGUCAAAUCAAAAAAGCAACAUUUAGUUUUGGAUCCAAAAAUAAAAGCACUAAUGAUGACGAUAAUUACCAGUUUGAGUUUGAAGAUCAAAUUGGUUUUAUCAAAGCAUCACUGAUGGAUGGAGAUGAUUUCGAACAAAAGAUUGCAUUGGAAAAAUCUAGAGCUAAGAGUUCAGUUUUAGAGGCUCUUCAACAAGAGAGAAAAAACCUACCUAUCUAUUCUUUCCGAGAUGAAUUACUUCGAAGUGUUCGUGAUCACCAGAUCAUUGUCAUUGUCGGUGAAACUGGUUCCGGAAAGACUACUCAAAUUCCUCAAUAUCUCCAUGAAGCUGGUUAUACAAAGGAUGGAAGGAUGAUUGCGUGUACUCAGCCGCGCCGUGUUGCUGCUAUGAGUGUUGCCGCCCGAGUUUCCGAAGAAAUGGGUGUUAAACUAGGGCAUGAAGUUGGUUAUUCCAUACGAUUUGAGGAUUGCACUUCCAAGAAGACCGUCCUUAAAUACAUGACAGAUGGAAUGUUGUUGAGGGAAUUCCUUGUUCAGCCUCAGUUAGAAACUUACAGCGUCAUAAUGGUGGAUGAGGCGCAUGAAAGAACGCUCUCGACGGAUCUUUUAUUUGGCUUGUUGAAGGAUUUAGCACUUGCUCGGCCUGAUCUUAAGUUGCUGAUAUCAAGCGCUACUCUUGAUGCAGAUAAGUUCAGUACUUUCUUUGAUUAUGCUCCGAAAUUCAAUAUUCCUGGGAGGCGGUAUCCAGUUGAAAUCUACUUCACCCAAGCACCAGAGGCCAAUUACUUGGAUGCCGCCGUAGUCACCACGCUUCAAAUCCAUGCCACUCAACCUUCUGGAGAUAUAUUGGUAUUCCUUACCGGUCAAGAGGAAAUUGAAACAGUGGAAGAAAUCUUGAAGUAUCGCAUGAGAGCUUUCGAGGCUAAAAUCGGCGAGCUAAUUAUAUGCCCUAUAUAUGCCAACCUACCAACUGAAUUACAGGCUAAAAUAUUUGAACCCACACCUAAAGGGGCUCGAAAGGUUGUGCUCGCAACCAAUAUUGCAGAAACCUCGUUGACAAUUGAUGGGAUCAAGUAUGUCAUUGAUCCAGGAUUCUGUAAGAUGAAGAGUUAUAAUCCAAAGACUGGAAUGGAGUCUUUACUGAUAACUCCAAUCUCAAAAGCUGCUGCAAAUCAAAGAGCCGGUCGUUCUGGAAGAACAAGCCUAGGUAAGUGCUAUAGGCUAUACACUGCUUCUGCCUUUGAAAAUGAGUUGGACGAUAACACUCCUCCGGAAAUACAACGGACUAGUCUCGCCAAUGUACUGUUAACCAUGUACAGUCUCGGUAUCGAUUGUGAGAAGUUGAUGCAUUUUGAAUUUAUGGAUCCUCCGCCAGUGGAUUCCAUCAUCAAAGCCAUGGAGCUUUUAUAUAAUCUAGGUGCUUCAAACAAGCAUGGCAAGUUAACUAAGGUAGGUAGACGGAUGGCUGAGUUCCCACUUGAUCCUAUGUUGUCAAAAAUGAUUGUUGCUUCAGAAAAGUUCAAAUGUUCUGACGAGAUCAUAACCAUCGCUGCCAUGCUCUCAACCGGAAACUCAAUAUUUUACCGGCCAAAGGAUAAAAAAGUACACGCAGACAAUGCAAGAAUGAAUUUUCACACCGGAGAUGUUGGUGAUCACAUUGCGAAUCUAAAGAUCUACAAUUCAUGGAAGGAGGCCAGUUAUUCAAAGCAAUGGUGUUAUGAGAACUAUAUACAGAUAAGGAGCAUGAAACGUGCUAGGGAUAUCCGUGACCAGCUUGCAGGUUUAUUGGAGAAGGUUGAGAUCGAGCUAACUUCAAAUUCUAAUGACUUAGAUGCCAUAAAGAAAUCCAUAGCGUCUGGAUUUUUCCCUCACACUGCAAGACUACAAAAGCAUGGAUCUUAUCGACUGGUGAAAGGUCAACAGACUGUCCACAUACAUCCCAGUUCGGGGCUGGUAGAGAUUCUUCCUAAAUUGGUUUUAUACCAUGAGCUAGCACUCACAACUAAGGAGUAUAUGAGGCAAAUCACUGAGAUAAAGCCAGACUGGUUGCUGGAGAUAGCCCCCCAUUUUUACAAUCCCAUGGAUCUUCAAGACUUGAGCUCCAAGAAAAUGCCUCGUGGAUGUGGACGUGUUUGCUUAUAG